UCCAUGUGACGCAGUUUCCGUAAGCGAGAAGCGUGCGAACUGAGAGUGUGCUGCGUUUAUUGGCGGCUUGAAUCGUCAACGAGGAGCCGGUAGUCGUCAUGUCUGACAACGAGGACAACUUUGAUGGAGAUGAUUUUGAUGAUGUUGAAGAGGAUGAGGGACUUGAUGACUUGGAUCACGCAGAGGAGGAGGACCAGGAGAACGUAGCAAUCUUGCCUGCUGGAGAGGGCCAACAAGCCAACCAGAAACGUAUUACCACCAACUAUAUGACAAAAUAUGAGAGGGCACGUGUGCUUGGAACCAGGGCUCUACAGAUAGCGAUGUGUGCACCUGUCAUGGUGGAGCUGGAAGGAGAAACUGACCCUCUUCUCAUUGCUAUGAAGGAGCUUAAAGCCAGGAAGAUUCCUAUAAUCAUCAGACGCUAUUUGCCUGAUGGCAGUUAUGAAGACUGGGGGGUGGAUGAACUCAUCAUUACAGAUUGACACCUCAAGAGGCCAUCCGACUUUCCCCGUCUCAUUGAGGCGUUACUGAUUUUACCAAUCCUUUCCACUCUGACUCUUGCUGUUGUACAUAAUUUCAUAUUUUUAUGUAAAUGAUAUUUAAUAAAAUCCAAAAACCCUAAUAA
This is a messenger RNA of Spea bombifrons (plains spadefoot toad), 625 nucleotides long. It is a transcript of the gene POLR2F, whose product is annotated as RNA polymerase II, I and III subunit F. Gene Ontology annotation, cellular component: RNA polymerase I complex; RNA polymerase II, core complex; nucleus. The transcript is spliced from 5 exons. The record is from RefSeq and is a predicted model, not a curated record. NCBI's taxonomy places the organism in Eukaryota, Metazoa, Chordata, Amphibia, Anura, Pelobatidae. Gene Ontology annotation, molecular function: DNA binding; DNA-directed RNA polymerase activity. Bases 99 to 482 code for a protein of 127 amino acids. Gene Ontology annotation, biological process: DNA-templated transcription.